UAGUAACUCAGCAGUCAGAUAGCAAAUUGAACCAAAAAAAACUAACAUACAAAAUUUUAAAUUCUUGAAUGUUUCUUCGUCAAAAUUUCGGUGUGAAAAAUUUGGUUUAGCGGUUAGACUAGGAAAUGGCGAAUUAUUGUUGUCGUUUGUGGGCGCGUCAAAUGUGCAUGAUUAUGCGUCAGAAUUUCGCGAAAAGUUGCGAACAGAAACUGAACGAUCAGAUCAAUAUGGAGCUAAAGGCAUGCCAUCAAUAUUUGGCCAUGGCGUUUCACUUUGAUCGCGCCGAUGUCAGUUCGCCGGGCUUGCAUAGCUUCUUGCUGAAGGCCAGCGGCGAGGAGCGUGAGCAUGCCGAGAAGAUAAUGAAGUAUAUGAAUAAACGUGGCGGUCAGAUUGUGCUCAGUGCGGUGCCAGAGCCGUUGCCUUGCUUCCAGGAUAGUUUGGCCGCCUUGAAGCAUGCGUUGCAAAUGGAGCUGGAGGUGAAUCAACAUCUGUUGGAUGUCCACGCGUUAGCCAGCAAGGAGAACGAUCCCAAUCUCUGUGAUUUCAUUGAGGCGAACUUUCUGCAGGAGCAAGUCGAUGGCCAAAAGGUCUUGGCCGAUCUCAUACGCCAGCUGGAGCGUGCCCACGAUGAUCUUGGUGAUUAUUUGUUCGACAAGUAUUUAAUUAACGGUGGCAUGCAUGGUGGCAAAUAGCGGAGAGAACAAACCAGAACAGAACAGAACAGAAUAGAACAGAGCGCAGCAUUUUGAUUUGUCUUUCGCAUAUUUUGUUUAGACUAAAACUUGUACUACUCACACACACUCACGGUUAUCAGGCGGAGCGAGUUGUCUAAAAAUAAACGCACUCUUAUCAAUUAGUACUAUACGAAUACAUGACUGCAUAGCACUUGGCUUUUGACAGGCGAAUACCCCCUUUUAAUGAAAGGCACUUCGGCAAACGCGAAAUGUGAAUCGCGAUUGUCAUGCUGUCAGGAGAUCAACUGGUCAACUGGUCAAAUGAUCGACUUAUCAGCUGAUGCAAAGCUC
Messenger RNA from Drosophila sulfurigaster albostrigata, 1025 nucleotides. It is a transcript of the gene Fer3HCH, whose product is annotated as soma ferritin. The record is from RefSeq and is a predicted model, not a curated record. Gene Ontology annotation, molecular function: ferrous iron binding; ferric iron binding. The coding region runs from base 126 to 692 and encodes 188 amino acids. Gene Ontology annotation, cellular component: cytoplasm. Gene Ontology annotation, biological process: intracellular iron ion homeostasis; iron ion transport. The transcript has 2 exons. Lineage: Eukaryota; Metazoa; Arthropoda; Insecta; Diptera; Drosophilidae.